Messenger RNA from Carlito syrichta (Philippine tarsier), 4884 nucleotides. RefSeq names its product anillin actin binding protein (gene ANLN). Gene Ontology annotation, cellular component: actomyosin contractile ring. The transcript has 24 exons. The record is from RefSeq and is a predicted model, not a curated record. Gene Ontology annotation, biological process: actomyosin contractile ring assembly; septin ring organization; mitotic cytokinesis. Bases 239 to 3625 code for a protein of 1128 amino acids. Lineage: Eukaryota; Metazoa; Chordata; Mammalia; Primates; Tarsiidae.
CCCAGUGCGCAUGCUCGCGGCUCGGGGCGCUGAAAUUCAAAUUUGAACGGCCGCAGAAGGCCGAGUCUGACCCUGGAGGCUGAGGGGAAGAGGAGCGUCGUCUGUGGGAGAGUUCCCCCCGCCCCGGACUCCUCGUUUUCUCCAGGAGACACACGGAGCCGAGACUCACUUCUUUUCUUCUCCUGAAUUUGAACCAACGUUUGCAUCGCCUCGUACUCGACACGCGGCGCCUGGGGCGAUGGAUCCGUUUACUGAGAAACUGCUUGAGCGAACUCGUGCCAGGAGAGAGAAUCUUCAGAGAAAAAUGGCUGAGAGGCCCACAGCAGCUGCAAGGUCUGUGAAUCAUGCUAAGAGAACUAGAGAGCCACUUUCGGAAGCAAGUAACCAGCAGCCCCUAUCUGGUGGUGAAGAGAAAUCUUGUACAAAACCAUCACUGUCAAAAAAACGUUGUUCUGGCAAUAGUGAAGUCGAAGUUUCUAACUUGGAAAAUAAACAACCAGUUGAGUCAACUUCUGCAAAAUCUUGUUCUCCAAGUCCUGUAUCUCCUCAGUUACAGCCACAAGCAGCAGAUAAUGUCAGUGAUCCUGUGGCUGUCCCAACAUCACUGCUAGGCAUGAAGAGAGGACUGAACUCAAGAUUGGAAGCAACUGCAGCUUCCUCAGUUAAAACACGUAUGCAGAAACUUGCAGAGCAGCGGCGCCGUUGGGACAAUGAUGAUAUGACAGACGAUGUUCCCGAAAGUUCACUUUUCUCACCAAAGUCAUCAAAGGAAAAGUCUGCCUCCCCUCCUAAACUAUCGCUGUCGGAUACCUCACCAACUCCAGUUGGGAGAAGGGGUCGUCUGGCCAACCUUGCUGCAACGAUUUGCUCCUGGGAAGAUGAUGUAAAUCACUCAUCUGCAAAGCAAAACAGUGUACAAGAACAGCCUGGUACCACUUGUUUAUCCAAAUUUUCCUCUGCAAGUGGAGCAUCUGCUAGGAUCAAUAGCAGCAGUGUUAAGCAGGAAGCUACAUGCUGUUCCCAAAGGGAUGGCGAUGCCUCUUUGAAUAAAGCUACAUCCUCGAGUACUGCUGAUACAUCUUUGGUUGAUGCCUCAAUUUCUAGCUCUGUGAAAGCUACUUCUUCUCCAGUGAAAUCUACUACAUCCAUCACUGAUGCUAAAAAUUGUGAGGUACAAGAUUCUGAGCAAUGUCAGAAAAUUCUUGUUAGUCCCCUGAAAACAGAGGUGCCAAAACCAACUGCAAAGUCAAUUGUAUCCCAGACAGUUCGGUCCAAAGAAGAACUAAAUAGAGAAUUUUGUCUGCAAUCUCAAUCUAAAGGCAAAUCUACAACACCAGGAGGAACAGGAAUUAAACCUUUCCUAGAACGCUUUGGAGAGCGUUGUCAAGAACAUAACAAAGACAGUCCAGCUCGUAAAACACCCCAAAGAACCCCUAUUAUCACUCCAAAUACAAAGGCCAUCCAAGAAAGAUUGUUCAAGCAAAAUACAUCUUCAUCUACUACCCAUUUAGCACAUCAGCUCAAGCAGGAACGUGAAAAGGAGCUAGCAUGUCUUCGGGGCCGAUUUGACAAGGGCAAUAUAUGGAGUGCAGAAAAAGGCGAAAACUCAAGAAGCAAACAGCUAGAAACCAAACAGGAAAUUCACGGUCAGAACACUCCCCUCAAAAAACAUCAAGUUGUUUCAAAUACUCGGUCACUUCCAGUAACAGAAAAGGUGACAGAAAAUCAAACAUCAGCAAAAACUUCCAGGAAAGAACCUGCAGGUGUCACUGAUUGCGAAAUGAUGAAGUCUAGUCCUUUGAAGAUAACAUUGUUUUUAGAAGAGGACAAAUCCUUAAAAGUAACAUCAGAACAAAAGCCUGAGCAGCAAAUUGAAGUGGUACGUGGAAUUGAGAUGAGCGUGGAUAAUGACGAUGAUAUAAAUAGUUCGAAAGUAAUUAAUGACAUCUUUAGUGAUGUCCUAGAGGAAGGUGAACUAGAUGUGGAAAGAAGCCCAGAAGAGAUGGAUCAGGUGGGAGCAGAAAGCAACGAAGAACAGGAAGAUGCACUGAAUAUUUCCUCAAUGUCUUUACUGGCUCCAUUAGUGCAGACAGUUGGUGUGGUAAGUCCAGAGAGUUUAAUUUCCUCGCCUAGAUUGGAAUUGAAAGACACCAGUGUAAGUGAUGAAAGUCCAAAACCAGGAAAAUUCCAAAGAACCCGUGUUCCUCGAGCUGAGUCUGGUGAUAGCAUUGGUUCUGAAGAUCGUGAUCUUCUUUACAGUAUUGAUGCGUAUAGAUCUCAAAGAGUCAAAGAAACAGAACGUCCAUCAGUAAAGCAGGUGCUUGUGCGGAAGGAAGAUGUUACUUCAAAAUUAGAUGAAAAAAAGAAUGCCUUUUCUUGUCAAGUUAAUAUCAAACAGAAAAUGCAGGAACUCAAUAAUGAAAUAAAUUUGCAACAAACUGUGAUCUAUCAAGCUAGCCAGGCUCUUAAUUGCUGUGUUGAUGAAGAGCAUGGGAAAGGAUCCCUAGAAGAAGCUGAAGCAGAAAGACUUCUUUUAAUUGCAACUGAGAAGAGAACACUUUUGAUUGAUGAGUUGAAUAAGUUGAAGAGUGAAGGAUCUCAAAGGAAGAAUAAGGCUGGUCCCAUAUCCCAAAGUGAAUUUGUCCCAUCCAAAGGAUCAGUUACUUUGUCAGAAAUCCGCUUGCCUCUAAAAGCAGAUUUUGUUUGCAGUACAGCUCAGAAACCAGAUGCAGCAAAUUACUAUUACUUAAUUAUACUAAAAGCAGGAGCUGAAAAUAUGGUAGCCACACCAUUAGUGAAUACUUUAGACUCUCUUAAUGGCGAUGCUCUGACAUUUACUACUACAUUUACUCUGCAAGAUGUAUCUAAUGACUUUGAAAUAAACAUUGACGUUUAUAGCUUGGUACAAAAGAAAGACUCCUCAGGACCUGAUAAGAAGAAAAAAACAUCCAAGUCCAAGGCUAUUACUCCAAAGCGACUCCUUACAUCUAUAACCACAAAAAGCAAUAUUCAUUCUUCAGUCAUGGCCAGUCCAGGGGGUCUCAAUGCCGUGCGUACCAGCAACUUUGCCCUUGUUGGAUCUUAUACGUUGUCAUUAUCUUCAGUGGGAAACACUAAAUUUGUUCUGGACAAGGUGCCCUUUUUAUCUUCUUUGGAAGGUCAUAUUUAUUUGAAGAUAAAAUGUCAAGUGAAUUCCAGUGUUGAAGAAAAAGGUUUUCUAACCAUAUUUGAAGAUGUUAGUGGUUUUGGUGCCUGGCAUCGAAGAUGGUGUGUCCUUUCUGGAAACUGUAUCUCUUAUUGGACUUACCCGGAUGAUGAGAAACGAAAGAAUCCCAUAGGAAGGAUAAAUCUGGCCAAUUGUACUAGUCAUCAGAUAGAACCAGCCAACAGAGAAUUUUGUGCAAGACGCAAUACUUUUGAAUUAAUUACGGUGCGACCACAAAGAGAAGAUGACCGAGAGACUCUUGUCAGCCAAUGCAGAGACACACUCUGUGUCACCAAGAACUGGCUGUCAGCAGACACUAAAGAGGAACGGGAUCUCUGGAUGCAAAAACUCAAUCAAGUUCUUGUUGAUAUUCGCCUCUGGCAGCCUGAUGCCUGCUACAAACCUAUUGGAAGGCCUUAAACUCUGGGAAAUGUCCAUGCCAUGGAGAGAUUUUUUUGAGCUAUGUCACAAAUGUGUUUUAAGAAAGUACACUUAAGAACAUCAGGUUUGCUGAUUGCAUUUUAUGCUUUAAAUACGAAAGGGUUUGUGCCAAUAUUCACUACAUAUUAUGCAGUAUUUAUAUCUUUUGUAUGUAAAACUUUAACUGAUUUCUCUUCUGUCAUUCUUAAAUGAUUAUAAGUAAAUUUAUUAUAGUUGAUUUUGCUAAAUCUUAAUUUAAAAGUCUCCUUUUCCUAGAAAUCUAAUUAUUCAGUUAUUCCCGACAAAGUAUUUUUUAAGUAGAAAAUUCUGAAUUAUCUUCUUAGAGCUGUGGGAUCUCGAAGUAGCAGGCUCUUCCAGGGGUUGGAGACAGAAACCUCAGAGUUGGUUAUCUUUUCUCCAGCCUCCAUAAUGUUUUCUAAAGGUUAUGAUCAUUUAUUGAUCAUGAUAUGACUUGUUAUCAGGGUACUGAAAAAAUUUCGAGGACUUUGCAGAAACUUUUUUAGUAAUGGAGAUGACAACUUUUUCAAAUAGCAAAUGUACAUUGGCUUAAAGCUUGAGGCUGCCUUCAAAAAAGAGAUGCAGACAUAGGGAACAUUGUGUGAGAGUUGGGGGUUAAAUAUUUUACAUAGAAGAGUUAAUAGUCACAUGGUUUACAUGUACUCAGUUACUAUAUAUGCAGUGUGGUGCACAUUUUCAUAGAAUUCAGACUUUAUUAAGAUAAUUGUUUUUGUUAUAUAACUUACAGACUCCUGAAAUAUACUUAGAUUGUUAGGUUUUUUCUGCUUCUGUAACAAGAACAAAUGUAAAGUGAAGAAUCUUUAUAUUAAAAAAAAAAAAAAAAAGUAAACUUUUACCAGGCUGCUACGGACUAAUACUUUGCUUGCCAAAGUCUUUUUGGUUUUUUUCUCCCCCAUGUCCAUGAACAACAGUAUCUAGAAACCCAUUUUGAAACUGAAAAACAAUUAAGUCAUGUAUCACCUUUAAAAACUUAAUGCCUUUUUUAUUAUAAAAUGCUGUAAAGCAUGGAUUCAACUUUUAAAUACACCUUGAACUUCUUUUCUGAAUUAUUAAAGUUAUUGAUUAUCUCAUUUAUAAACACUAAAUUCUGUCACUUUCUGUCAUUCUAUUUUUAUUCAUUCAAAUAUAUUUUUUCUUAUGUAUAUUAUAAAAAUAUAUUUUAUGACCUCUUACCCAAAUAAAUACUUGUAAAUGGCUAACAAAAUCCGCUAUUUAAAAAA